GGGCUAAAAUCUAAAAUCAAUCUCCUUUUUUCAUUCAAAUCAAAGCCCUCUUACAAACGGGGAACGAAACUGAGGAACAUCCGAAGGCAAAAAUGGAGUACCUGAGCUCGAUCUGCGACGGAGAGAUCCGUGUCCAACAACAGAUCAUAGAUUCUUUUGCUGCAUCGUUUCCUACUUCUCUUAAUUUCAUCAAAGCCCUGGCACUGGACACCGCCCAAAAUCACGCUAAACUCGCAAAGAUGAAAGCUAAUUUGAGAGAAGCUGAGAAUGAGCUUGUCAAAGUUUUAGCAGCAAAGACACAUAAAGAGGCAAAGCAGAUGGAUACGAGGGACUCAAUUUCUGCUAUAAAAGCUAGAGUAGAAAAACUUAAAAGAAGCGUCCAAGUACAAAGAGCAAGGAGAGAUGAGUAUGGAUCAAUUAUAUCUCAAGAAUCUCUAGCUUUGGCAAAAAUUGAAGAGAAGGUGAAACAUGCAAAUGAAGAAAAUGGAGAAAUACAUGAAGCCAUAUCAUGGUACAACAAGGUUCUUGGUUUUAAGAUUGAAAGUGGUCAUGGGGUGAAGUUCACAUUCAAUUAUAUGAAUAUGGAAAAUCCAAAGCAAGAAUAUUCUUUUACCAUUCGACAUGCAGAUGAUGCCUACUCCUUGUUGGAUUGUGAUCCACCCUUGAAUGGAAUCAAAGAAUUGAUUAAUGAGUUGAACAGAACAAAUGGCUUGUUCAAAUUUGUCAGAAUCAUGAGAGAAAAGUUUCAAGAAGCAGCAGCAGUUGGAUUGCAGCCCCAAUCCACAAGUUUUCAUCAGGGCUCUUCUGCAAUCUCUAUGUCUGGUCCAGCUUUGUCAGUUUCAACUGAUAGAAGCGAAUCUUCUACCAAGGAAAAUGAGCAUUACAUGCCACUUCAAGAAGUAAACAAGCCAGUCGAGGAAGUGAACCGCAGACGUAAAUCUUCAGCAAAGACAAAUGAAAACAAAAUUUAUGAUGGAAGCUUCAGUAGACAGACCAGGAAGCCAAAUCAGAUCUUUAAUUGUCGGUCCCCUCUGCUUGAGGCAAAGAAAUGAAGUUAAACAACGGCUGCUACGGGGCAUCAGAUGUACCGUCGUUCUUCACCGAUUUUAACGUUACAGCUGAUAUUUAACAUCUUACUAGCUUGUGCUGCAGUUGGCAUUCAAGGCACGGUAACCAUUCAAGCAUCUUCCUUUGUUGUCGCAAUAUAAAAUGAUU
Messenger RNA from Hibiscus syriacus, 1215 nucleotides. Its product is annotated as kinetochore protein SPC25 homolog. Gene Ontology annotation, biological process: chromosome segregation. The record is from RefSeq and is a predicted model, not a curated record. Gene Ontology annotation, cellular component: Ndc80 complex. Lineage: Eukaryota; Viridiplantae; Streptophyta; Magnoliopsida; Malvales; Malvaceae. Bases 93 to 1052 code for a protein of 319 amino acids. The transcript has 8 exons.